CUCGGACUCUAUUUGGCUCGAGAAGAAUAAUUUAAAUCCGAGCAACUCGGACAAAAACAGCGCCCUCUGUCGAGAGAGAAAUUGGUUUACGGAAGCCGAAACGUCGAUUCAGAAAAACAUCAGGUUAAUGGAUAUUUUAAAGCAAUAUUAUACAACUGUAUUUGCUCAAGAGUUCUCACCAUGUGGAAAAUAUUUGGCUGCAGGAAAUAACUAUGGGAAGAUUGCUGUUUUUAAUAUUUCUUCCUUUUUCAUUGGUGAUGAUACCAUUCAAUUAGAAGAAUCUCGUCAUCCAAUGUAUAAAUUUACAGCACAUAAUAGCUCCAUCUACGCAUUAGCUUCAACAGAUAAGUUUUUAAUUAGUGGUGGGAUAGGAAAUAUAUGUGGCUGGAGUUGGAAUGAUAUUAAAAAAAAAGAAGCAAAAGUAUUAUGGAAAUUUACUAUAACUCAAGGGGAGAGUUUGACUAAGCCUGAAGUUAACAGCAUGAUUAUUAAUCCAAAGAAUGGUCAAAUGCUAUUAUAUGCUGGUUGUGGUGAUAACAAAAUAUAUGUAUGGGAUUUGGAGCAUGGUUCUUUACUGUUAGUAAAGAUAUGAAGGAUGAAAAGUCUUUGAAAAAAAUAAAAGUUUUUUAAAGUAAGUAAGUAUAUUUCCAAACAACACAAAAAUAUUCAAAAUAAAAGUUGUUAUUAUAAAGGUAUCUGGUGAUAAAAUGUGAACUUAAUGUGAAGUAUGUACCUGAUGGUGUUUGCAUAUUUCCUUGAUAUUAGGUUGUGUUUUUGAAAGACAUACCCUCAUCUCAUUUUCAAGGGUCUUUAGUCUUUCUCUCUUCUUUGUUUUAAUAUUUACAAGUGUAGAGAAUCCCACUUCACAGAGAUACGACGUGGAAAAGUGCAAUAAAAUAUUAAGUGCUUUGAAUCCUAUAUUGGGAUAUUCCUUCAUAAUUGUUUUCCAAAAUGAAUUCAGACUCAUUUCUGAAUGUUUCAAUCUUAACAUACGAUUGUUACAUAUAACAAUUAAUUCUUCGGCUUCUGCAAGACUGAACUUACUUAUUUCUGAUGUUGUCUCUAAAAAAGGAUUUCAAAUCCAGUUGUACAAAUCAACUGAUAUGUCAGGGAAAUAAUGGUUAAUUUUUUCUUCUAACGACAUUAAAUGACUGUAAAUAAUAUGACGAUUUUAGUCUCUGUAAUCCAAAAUUAUUCUUGGUAGACAAAUCUCACAGCAAUUUUAUUGGCAAAUUAAAUUUAUUUUGUAAAGACUACAUCAAAUGCAUUUCGGGCUGGUCUAAUAUUUUCCAGUCCCUCUUCAGUGCUAAAACAAUAACAAAGAACGUAAAAUGUUUAACUAAAACACGACAUAGAUGUAUAUCUACACCAAAAUUAUAAAUUUUGGAGAAAAACUUACAAUAACCGCUGGUGGUAAUUACAAUGAUAUUUCCAUGGGUAGGGGUGGUAAACUUUGCACACAUUUGUAGGAAUCCUAAAAUUACAAUUAUCUUUUUUUGUACAAAACAAUAUAAGGCUAAUACAAGUAAUAUCUUAAACAAUACUUAUACUUACAAGUUUAAGAAACCUUUCCACAC
Centruroides sculpturatus (bark scorpion) is the source of this 1577-nucleotide messenger RNA. It is a transcript of the gene thoc6, whose product is annotated as THO complex subunit 6 homolog. Gene Ontology annotation, biological process: mRNA export from nucleus. Gene Ontology annotation, cellular component: transcription export complex; THO complex. The record is from RefSeq and is a predicted model, not a curated record. Gene Ontology annotation, molecular function: protein binding. The transcript is spliced from 8 exons. Lineage: Eukaryota; Metazoa; Arthropoda; Arachnida; Scorpiones; Buthidae. The coding region runs from base 128 to 592 and encodes 154 amino acids.